CAAUACGAGGAAAAAACAAAAACAUUCUACGACAGUGAUGUCAGAAAUAUGUGGAAAAAAAAGAAGCCAUUAACGAAAUAAACUCUUUUUAAUUAGCGCCACUUCACCCUCCAUCUCUCUCUAACGUGUUUUUUCUGUUCUCUGCCAACUUUCACAGAAAUGUCGACGAUAGUGCGCAGAGGUAUCCAUUGCAUGCAGAGACUGAAUUCAGCGAGUGUAUCCGCUGCUUUGCUAGAGAAUGGACAAAAUCGUGUAAUCGAUGCUUCACUUACCCUUAUUAGAGAAAGAGCAAAGCUUAAGGCAAAACUUGUGCGUGCUUUGGGAGGUGCUGUUGCAACUUCAUCGCUUCUUGGAGUUCCUUUGGGACACAAUUCAUCAUUCCUUCAAGGGCCUGCAUUUGCGCCACCUCGUAUUAGGGAGGCCAUUUGGUGUGGUAGCACAAACUCAACAACCGAAGAAGGUAAGGAUUUAAAAGACGCACGAGUGCUAACUGAUGUCGGUGAUGUCCCUAUUCAAGAAAUUCGAGAUUGUGGUGUAGAUGAUAAAAGAUUGAUGAGUGUCAUUGGCGAAUCUGUCAAGUUAGUGAUGGAAGAGGCUCCACUAAGACCCUUAGUUUUAGGUGGUGAUCACUCAAUAUCAUUUCCGGUUAUUCGAGCUGUCUCUGAGAAGCUUGGAGGACCGGUAGAUGUUCUUCAUAUUGAUGCGCAUCCUGACAACUACGAUGCAUAUGAAGGAAAUAUUUAUUCGCACGCUUCUUCCUUUGCUCGCGUCAUGGAGGGUGACUAUGUUCGGCGACUCUUGCAGGUUGGUAUUCGAUCAAUAUCAGCUGAAGGACGUGCACAAGCGAAAAAAUUUGGGGUCGAACAAUAUGAAAUGCGAACAUUUUCUAGAGAUCGCCCCUUCCUAGAGAACCUGAAACUAGGGGAAGGUGUGAAAGGGGUGUAUAUCUCGAUAGACGUCGAUUGUCUCGAUCCUGCAUUUGCUCCAGGAGUGUCUCACAUUGAACCUGGAGGUCUUUCUUUCCGUGAUGUUCUUAACAUCCUACACAAUCUUCAAGGCGAUGUUGUUGGUGGAGACGUCGUUGAAUUCAACCCACAACGCGAUACCGUUGAUGGAAUGACUGCUAUGGUAGCUGCUAAGUUGGUUAGAGAACUCGCUGCAAAGAUUGCAAAAUGAUAAAAGGAUAACAUUUUAGAAUGACAAUAAAUUUUUACUAGGUUGGUGUAUUAAUAUAAGAGCUUAUACGAUAUCAAACGGGAUUCAUAUUUCAAAUAAAUUCGAGCGAUUUCUGUA
Molecule: messenger RNA, 1293 nt
Organism: Vicia villosa (hairy vetch)
Lineage: Eukaryota; Viridiplantae; Streptophyta; Magnoliopsida; Fabales; Fabaceae
Product: arginase 1, mitochondrial
Exons: 7
Coding region: 160-1176 (338 amino acids)
Molecular function (GO): agmatinase activity; metal ion binding
Source: RefSeq, a predicted model, not a curated record